AUGACAAAAGAAGUUACCGCCAACGCCGACGCCGGAACCAUCCGGAUUUUCGUCGUCAGACACGGCAGAACCGAUUUCAACGCCCAAAAAAUCAUGCAGGGCCAUUUGGACAUCGACAUCAACGACGAAGGCAAGGUCCAGGCCCAAAAGGUAGGCCACUACCUAAAAGAUAUCCAUUUUGACAACUACAUCACUUCAGAUUUGAUCAGAUGUGUCAAUACGUCUGCACCCAUCUUGGAGCAUCAACAAGUGAAAGAUGUAAUCACUACUUCGAACUUGAGAGAGAGAAAUAUGGGCCCUGUUCAAGGUAUGAGGAUUCAAGAUGCCAUUGAUCAAUACGGUCCAGAUUUCAGAAACUUGGGCGAGAAGGAGCACGAAUUAUUAGCACGUGUAGAAAGUGUUUGGAAUCAAAUCUUUAAGAAAGCCGUCACGGAAAACCACAUGAAUGUCUGUGUUUGCACCCACGGAGGUGUAAUCACUGGUUUUAUCAAUCACCUCUACGAUAGCCGUGAUUACCAACUAGCAGAAGGCUUGCUGAAGACUGACUUGAAGGUGCCAUUUAAUACGUCAGUGGCGGUGAUCGACUUGGACAAGAAAACCGGGGCGGGAACCAUCCAGAAAUUUGGAGUCACUGAGCAUUUGGGUGGUCACUUUGAGGUGAAGAACCAGCUAUUAAGAUAG
This is a messenger RNA of Sungouiella intermedia, 681 nucleotides long. The record is from the annotation of a GenBank genome assembly. NCBI's taxonomy places the organism in Eukaryota, Fungi, Ascomycota, Pichiomycetes, Serinales, Metschnikowiaceae.